Conger conger (European conger) is the source of this 3384-nucleotide messenger RNA. RefSeq names its product homeobox protein Meis1-like. NCBI's taxonomy places the organism in Eukaryota, Metazoa, Chordata, Actinopteri, Anguilliformes, Congridae. The record is from RefSeq and is a predicted model, not a curated record. The transcript has 10 exons. Bases 626 to 2017 code for a protein of 463 amino acids.
UGCACCGUUCGAGGCGCAUACAUUGAACACGCCACGGGCGGGCAGCUCGGCAGCAUCGAUCGUGGCUCCUUUAAGAAAAACUAAGCCAGAAAUAUCACCCCACCUCUUCUCGAUCUCAUUUAGAGGCUUUUGCAUUAAAUAAUCUGCUCAGGAGCUGAGAGUGAUCAAAGAAAGGAGAGAGCUUGAUUUUUUUUUGCGCGUCUAUCUGCGUGCGUUAACAUUUAGGGUGUCCCAGUUCGGAGGAAGCCUUCGCCGCGGACCAUCAUUCAUUCUGUACUUUGACAACCUCGCUUUUGAUUGACAGUUGGAGUGGCGAAAAGCCAUGGGACUCGCUGGUUUUGUCUGAGGGGCAUUUCAAUUGCCUACUGGUUUUUUUUUUUUUUUUUUUUGGAAACGAAGAUUUGUUCUCUCCACGUCCCGGGCGAAACCGAAGGAGCUAUUCGCCGCCGUGUAAUGUUUUACCUUUAGCUGGUCUGGAAGAGCUGAAGGUCUGGGCUCGUCCGUCCGAAGGGAACACACGGGAUUUGGAAUCUCGCUUUUGGAGUUUACCGUGCGUGCUUCCAUUCGCCCUGGCCUCUUAGGAGAUAUCUAAAGUCAGUGGAAGAACAGGGCGAGAGGCAGGCCGAUGGCGCAAAGGUACGAAGAUUUACCGCAUUAUGGAAUGGACGGUGUAGGACUCCCUACCACGAUGUACGGAGACCACCACGCCGCCCGGUCCAUGCAGGCCGUGCACCUGAAUCACGGCCCCCAGCUGCACGCGCACCAGUACCCGCACGCGGCGCACAACGCCAUGCCGCCCAGUAUGGGUUCCACCGUGAACGACGCUUUAAAACGAGAUAAAGACUCCAUUUACGGGCACCCGCUCUUUCCUCUCCUAGCACUGAUUUUUGAGAAAUGUGAAUUAGCAACCUGCACGCCGAGAGAACCGGGGGUUGCGGGCGGUGACGUGUGCUCAUCUGAAUCUUUCAAUGAAGACAUAGCAGUGUUUGCGAAACAGAUUCGAGCAGAAAAACCUUUAUUUUCAUCGAACCCAGAACUGGAUAAUUUGAUGAUACAAGCAAUUCAAGUAUUACGAUUCCAUCUUUUGGAGCUGGAGAAGGUGCACGAACUCUGUGACAAUUUCUGCCACCGGUACAUUAGCUGCUUGAAGGGGAAGAUGCCCAUUGACUUGGUCAUAGACGACAGAGAAGGCGGAUCAAAGUCAGAUAGCGAAGACAUCACAAGAUCAUCGGGGAACCUUGAUCAGACCUCCUGGAACAGAGACCAUGACGACACGGCGUCCAUACGCUCUGGGGGCACUCCCGGGCCCUCCAGCGGGGGCCACACGUCCCACAGCGGGGACAACAGCAGCGAGCAAGGUAAGGACCGACUGGGGGGGGUCCACCAAUCAGGGACGGCGCUGCGGGGGCUCCACCAAUCAGGGACGGGGCUGGGAGGGCUCCACCAAUCAGGGCCCGGGCCGUUCAUCAACGCGCGGCGGAGAAUAGUGCAGCCAAUGAUAGACCAGUCGAAUCGAGCAGGCAAGUGCUCUGUAGUUUCUGUGUUCAAGUCUCGACGAAGUAAGCCCUCACCAAGCCAUAGACCGGGACCUCCCCACACCGUAAGUCAAGGCGGUCCGUACACGCCAGAUGGCCAACCAAUGGGAGGCUUCGUCAUGGACGGGCAGCAACACAUGGGAAUCAGACCACCUGGACUCCAAGGCAUGCCAGGGGAUUACAUGACUCACUGCGGUCCGAUGGGCAUGGGACAGCCCCCCGGAUUCAGCCCCCCUGCGAUGCCCCCCCACUCCUCUCAGCUGCGACACGGCCCCCCCGUGCGCCCCUACAUUCCUGGACACCCCCCCCACCCAGCGAUGUUGAUGCACGGAGGCCACCCCCACCACCACCACCACCACCCCCACCACCGCCACCACCACCCCCCCGCCACCGCCAUGGCCAUGUCGGUCUCCGGCUCCGCCGCGUUCAGCCAGGGGGACCCCUCCAUGGGCGGACCGGCCCUGGACAUCCACGCUCUGUAGCUUCUCCUCCACCAUCGGUUCUGUUUAAAAUCGUUUUUUUUUUUGUUUUUUUUCUUCGUUCUUUUAAGGGAUUCUCUACAAACGUACGGGGGUUUUCGUACGAAAAGAACACACCUUUUUUUUUUUACGUUUUUUUUUUUUGUUGUUGUUGUUGUUGGCGACAGCCGCACCUUUUUUGUAGUGUGCUGCUGCUGCUGCUUCACCCAGACUGCGGAUCGCCCGAUCGCGGCGUCGGACAUGGACCCUUGGGGGACGCCAAUGUCUGAAUUCCCAGGAAUCCUGUUUUUCUUCUCCGUGUUUUUUUUUUUUUUGCACCGGAAGUUCCCUUGGAAGCAAAAACUAAAUAGAUAAAUACAAAUUUUUAAAAAUCACAGAAAACGAGAGAGUGAAAUUAUAACUAUAUCACUUCCUGGGUGGGUGGGAGGGGUUUGGGAAGAAUACGCUGUAUACUGUUGUAAAAAUACAUUGGACUCUCGCGAGAACUGAGAAUUAAUUAUUGUAAAUGCUCUUGUAUUGUUCUGCAUAUUAUGUUGUUUCUUAUAGAUUUUUUUAAAGAAGGAUGUGAACUUUUUUUUUUCUUUUUUUCCGUUCCACACUAUGUGUGUGUCAUUUUCAUAAAACUUUGAGCUGCCCCUCCCAACCCCCUCCCAGUCCCAAAUCUAACAUUUUAAAGGAAGAUAGUAAGUGAAUAAAUUGAAUUGUUGGAUCGAUCGGUCAGUAAGCCUUACAUUUUCUCCACCCUGUUUGUGGUCGGCGAGAAUAACAACAUCAGCCGGAAAACACCGUGGGCCAGUCGCAAGAUUCGGCGGCCAUUUUGUGCGUCUCUGCCCCCAGGCUUGCUUUUGCAUGUCUAAUUAAUUUACACAUCAUGUUCGGGCUGACUGGAGCAGAGGCCAAUGCGAGGGAGUGGGGGCGGGGCUUGUACUGGUCGAACUUGUCAGCUGUCACGCGGACGUCAGGAGGAGAACGGCGACCGGCGAAGAGAAAACCAAAAGGUGUACCUGUAGUUACUGCAUUAUCUUUUAGGGCAUUGCCCCCAGAGUGAGUGAUCAGUUACAUACCCAACCCCACCCCUCCUCCCCCAACCCCUUCCAUCUUGGAGAGUUUAUGUAUACGUUGUAAAUAAAAAAUAAUAAUAAUUAAAAAAAAAAAAAAACGUGAAAAAAAGAAAAAACUUUUUUUGUGGGGAAAGAAAUGGACCGGAGAAAGAACGGACUGUUGUAGUAUUGCUUUUUUUUCUCCUCUUUUUUUUUGUUUUUUUACAUCCAAUAUCAGUCUGGUUUGAGUUUCUUUGCUUGAAAAGUCUCUAUAUGGGAUCAACUUGAGGCUUUGUUGUGGUUGAAUAAAUACUUGUGGAUUUUUUCUUU